Molecule: messenger RNA, 1167 nt
Organism: Talaromyces proteolyticus
Lineage: Eukaryota; Fungi; Ascomycota; Eurotiomycetes; Eurotiales; Trichocomaceae
Exons: 2
Coding region: 1-1167 (388 amino acids)
Source: RefSeq, a predicted model, not a curated record
AUGGUUAGGCGUGGGAAACUCGGAAUGGAGCUACGUCCAGAUCCUGUCGACCAAAUUCCAAAUACAGACUCCACCGCUGCAGUACCAUCUGGGUAUUAUGUCAAUCCAGAACCACUACAGGACCCUGGAAUUCCACUGGAAGAAAUGCCUUGUUUAAAAAGUUCAGAGUCAAGCGAUACAAAAAAAAUGGAAGCAGAAUAUUCUAACGCAAACUUCCAGUUGGAUCCGGAAUCUGAGAAAAACCAGCUUGGGGUACCCUUUGAUAUGCCGACUACAGAGCUGUUGGCUUCUUACGGAAUGCCUGAAGCUCAGGAGGAUCUUCAUCCAUUUAUCAAGUUUGGUUCAUAUUGUGUCUCAAAUGCCAAGGCUUAUCACACACUCAACGUGACCGCUGAGAAGGGUGAUAUAGCUGUCGCUAUAAUUUCAGAGACGGCAUUCUCAUUAGCACAUAUACCAAGCAAACGAGCUACCUAUGAGACUAAAUCUAUAUUCGAAGAGUUUAAAGCUGCAUUCAAGGAACCGAAUUCCUCACAGAUGAGGGCAUAUGUCGUCAGUGUAGUUGACAAAGGCCGCCAGAUAUUCAACAUGCGAAUUGUAGCGGUAGUCGCUCACUCCCUACUUAAAUGCGGCAUUGAAGAGCGCAAUCUACACACUAUAUUUGGUGCUAGCAAACGUCCUGUCGAUGACAAAGAUCUUUGGGUUAAGGUUUUUUCUCCUCUAGCUCCAGCGGUUUCCCCUUCGGAGAAAGAGGCGAAAAUCAAAGUAGAUUUAGCAAUUGCUGACAGUCUUGGUGGUAAUUUAUAUGGGCUAUGGCAUAAACCUGGUCCUCAUCGUAGUGUGAAGAAGUUGAUGGAGUAUAUAGGUUGUAUAGAUCAGGACGAGUGGAAAUGGCUGGAGAUGAUGAGAGUGAAGGAGCGGCUUAAAGAAAUAGAGGGGCAUGAGAAAGAGGUGGUAGAGGAAAAUCAACUGAAUGGGGGGAGAGAGCAAAAGCGAACGACCAAUAAGCAUAAGCAGAGACACCCAAACAGAAAUUAUCAGCUGGCACAGGAAAGUGGGGAGGAAACUCAACAAGCACAGGAGAAUAUGGCGACUCCCAAGUGGCAAGGAACAAAGGGGAGGGAGAGGGAACGAGGGGGAGCAGAGAGGAGACACAGGAGACAUGUUUAA